This is a messenger RNA of Torulaspora delbrueckii, 387 nucleotides long. RefSeq names its product Lcl2p (gene LCL2). The transcript has a single exon. The record is from RefSeq and is a predicted model, not a curated record. NCBI's taxonomy places the organism in Eukaryota, Fungi, Ascomycota, Saccharomycetes, Saccharomycetales, Saccharomycetaceae. The coding region runs from base 1 to 387 and encodes 128 amino acids.
AUGAUGUGGAAUCUUUUAGGGUCAUUUUUGAUGACGAUAGCUAUUGGGUCCGGUUUUCUUUUCAACUUUAAUCAACACCAGAACCAGGAACAACAAGGUGCUCCGCAAUCGUUCGAGGACAAAUACUUAAACAGCGAAUGUGGUGGAUAUCUAUGUCCUGACACAAUGGAGUGCGUCGCACAACCAAAAGAUUGUCCUUGUCCCUUUCCAAGCUCACAACUGAGGUGUGUGCUUCCCGAUAACCAAUACAUCUGCAUCUCGAAGCCAGCUACGCACGACGAAAAGCUGAACGAAAUUUAUGAUGAUCCAGUGAAAGGCCCUAAAGCCAAGAACAAAGGGGUUAGAGAUUGUGGUUGGGUCUCUCAAGCGCACAAGGAUCUGAUAUAA